UCCCCCAGGUCCUCUUAUAAAACCCAGUCAUUCCUGACCAGACAAACCAUACCAGAUCCCACCAGAGAGUCCUGGGAGACUAGAGAAGGAAAGAGUCAUGAAGCAAUAGGUUAUCUGUGUGUCCUCUCACUGACCAUGCUUCCUUUAGUGACCCCGGACUGCCUCCACAAGUCACAGAUACUAUGCUGCCUCCCAUGGCCCUGCCCAGCGUGUCCUGGAUGCUGCUCUCCUGCCUCAUGCUCCUGUCUCAGGUCCAAGGUGAGGAUCCCCAGCAGGAACUGCCCUUACCGCGGAUCAGCUGUCCUAAAGGCUCCAAGGCCUAUGGCUCCCACUGCUAUGCCUUGUUUACGUCACCAAAAUCCUGGAUAGAUGCAGAUCUGGCUUGUCAGAAGCGGCCCUCUGGAAACCUGGUGUCUGUGCUCAGCGAGGCGGAGGGAUCAUUCGUGUCCUCCCUGGUCAAGAGCGUUAGUCACAGCUACUUUUACGUCUGGAUUGGGCUCUAUGAUCCCACACAGGGCACCGAGCCCGAUAGAAAUGGAUGGGAGUGGAGUAGCAGUGAUGUGAUGAAUUACCUUGCAUGGGCGAAAAAUCCCUCCUCCGCCUCAAACCCUGGCCACUGUGCGAGCCUGCCAAGAAACACGGCAUUUCUGAAGUGGAAAGCUUAUAACUGUAAUGCGAGGUUACCCUACGUCUGCAAGUUCACUAACUAGGGCAGGAGCGAAGUCAGCAGCCUGCGUUUGGUGUGGAACUCAUCACGGACAUGAAGCCAGUGUGAAGGCACCCUGGAAGAGAAUAUUCACUUAAUUCUCCCCCAGAUAUGACCACAUGAUUCUUAUCUUCCUUCUGUUUCUUCCUUCCCACUUUCAUUUCAGUCUCUUCAUUUGGUCAUAUGGCCUAAGGUUUUAGAGAGCAAAAAUAAAAUAUUUAGUCUGCA
Saimiri boliviensis boliviensis (Bolivian squirrel monkey) is the source of this 934-nucleotide messenger RNA. The record is from RefSeq and is a predicted model, not a curated record. Lineage: Eukaryota; Metazoa; Chordata; Mammalia; Primates; Cebidae.